UGUUUUACGCCUUCAGAGGGAAACGUGGUGACGUGUGAAACGCCGCAGAGCUGCAGAAACACUCCGUUAACCUACAACUCAGCGAUCGUUAGUAACAUUAUUGUAAUUAUUGCUUUGUUACUUUUCUUUUUGGGAGUUUACAAGAUGGAAUACAACGGAAUAAACGAAAUGAAGUGAAGAAACUUUUAUUUCCGUGACAUAUAAAAGGCGUAAAUCCGGUAUUUUAGUGCGUUUCUAAUGCAGCACUUUUUUGCCGCUUGAAAUUUCGCCUCCAUGGAGAAAUCCAAGAACUUCCAUAUCGAGGCUCUGCUGAGAGAGCGCGUGCCGUGUGAGACUCCUCCCCCUGGUGCUUUCCCGGUGCCUGGUGCGCGCGCGGGUCCUUUCCCCGUGCCCUCCCGGUUUGUGUACUCGAGCGCUCCGCUGUUCCCCGCAGUGCCCGCGCUUCACUACAACGGAAUCCCGCACAUCAGCCCCGCAUAUGAACCGUGGAUCCGCACGAGCAUGCUUCUGCCGCGACUCCACCCAUACACAGCAUCUCCUCAGAUGGGGUUGAUGGGAAAAUGUCGGAGGCCACGCACAGCAUUCACCAGCCAGCAGCUGCUCGAGCUGGAGAACCAGUUUAAGCUCAACAAAUAUCUCUCACGGCCUAAACGCUUCGAAGUCGCCACAUCACUAAUGCUAACAGAGACACAGGUGAAGAUUUGGUUUCAAAAUCGCAGGAUGAAGUGGAAACGAAGUCGUAAAGCCAAGGAUCAACUGGGAGUGGCCCGAGAGCACAAAUCAAAUAAUGAGAAUCCAGUAUCUGUGAUAGGAGAGGAAGAAGAAGAGGUUGAUAGCAACAACCAGUUCAACAUGGACAUGCAACACUCUGACAUUUUACAGAAGGACACUGAUAACCGAUAUGCCUCGGAUGGCGAUGUGGAAGAAAUGAGAAAAAAGAGAGUAGGGUUAUAAGGAGGAGACAAUGAACUUAUCAGAAACAAAAAUGAGUCUGUUUUCUCAGAAAUAUGGAGGGUUUUUUUUUUUUUUUUUAGCAUCCUGGCUAAAACUACUGUGAAACAGUGAAGUACUGAACGUUUCAUGAACUGAUAUUAAUGUUACAUCAGUGUAUGGUGUACAGUGACCCCAAAUAUAUUUACACAUCAACAAAGCAAAAUUGCAACAGGAAAACCAAAAAAGACAGAAGCAAAUCAGAAAACAUCAAACAGCAAAUUUAGAAACACAAAACCAAAAACACAGCACCAAAUUCAGAAGAAAAAAAAAUCCAACAAAAUUUUAAAACACAUUAAUACCAAAAAUAAAUCAGCAGCAAAUUAGAAAACACAACAAACAUCAAAACACAAGCAAAGUCAGAAAUACAACAAGGUAAAUCUAAAAACACAAACCAGAAUGAAAAAUACACCACAGCAAAAGGAAAAACAGAAAAUUAUUAUAUAUUUAAAAAAAAAAUUCAAAAUCACAAAAUUCAGAAAUUACAAAAGAAAUUCAGAAACAUGACAAUAACUAAAAACAUAACAAUAAUAAUAAUAAAAAAACAUUAGCAAAUUUUAAAACACAAGAACUAACAAACUUCUCUGUAAAUCAGAUCAGUUUAAAAUAGCAAUACCAAUGUUGGGUGCUAAACUAAGGUUAGGCUAACUAAAAGCUACCUCUAAGAACUAGAUGCUCUGUCAUUUUCAUUUUUGUUAGCCAGCUAGCUAACUGUUAAUAUGCUGUAAAAACAUCAUGUCAGUCUAUGUGUGUUUUCUUUUUGCUGAACAAAAUUCACAAAUUUACAUUUUUCGUACAUUUCCAUUAUAUCUGUAAAGAUUUAGGCUUUCAUGUUAAUUUACUCAAGCAGACCUGUAGAAAUGCUACAUAAUAUGUGCUAAUGCUAAUGUUUAUACAGUUAGCAGCAGGUCUAGGAAAGCAUUCAAACUCUGAAAUGAAUCAAGGAACAUUUGAAGAAUUUGAUCAGAUAACAUUUAGCAGUGUUAGCUAUGUUUAUUUCAAACUUAUGAUUAAUUGAAAUGAUACAGCAAUUUGCAAAAUGUCAUGUUGAAAAUCUUUUUCAACCUGAUGUUGUUUACACGUGUUAAAGUCUAGUUUAUUGACUGUAAAAUAACCUGGAGGUCAAAAGAAACAAAAGUUGUAAAUAACAUGAAUAAAAAAUGAGUCAUUUUGCAAAACAUGGUGUAAGGACUCAUUUAUGUGGCCAUACACAAGUAUGAUUUAGUGUUAGCAAAAUUAGAGCUUGUGGUUUAGCUUGCAUACUAUCAUCCAAUAUCUACAUGUAAAGGUAGGACUCAAGCUGAAAAAAGGAUCAUUGUUUUAAUACCACAAAUUUUACUUAAAAAGUUUGAAACCCUAGA
This is a messenger RNA of Tachysurus fulvidraco (yellow catfish), 2351 nucleotides long. It is a transcript of the gene mnx2b, whose product is annotated as motor neuron and pancreas homeobox 2b. Gene Ontology annotation, cellular component: nucleus. The transcript has 3 exons. Bases 274 to 954 code for a protein of 226 amino acids. Gene Ontology annotation, molecular function: sequence-specific double-stranded DNA binding; DNA-binding transcription factor activity, RNA polymerase II-specific. Gene Ontology annotation, biological process: regulation of DNA-templated transcription; central nervous system development; neuron projection morphogenesis. NCBI's taxonomy places the organism in Eukaryota, Metazoa, Chordata, Actinopteri, Siluriformes, Bagridae. The record is from RefSeq and is a predicted model, not a curated record.